AGUUUAUGUUAUAUUGUUAUCAAAGCUGGUGUCAUUUUUAAAUUAUUUACUAGUUUCAAAAUUUGCUUUAUUGUAAAUGUUAUUCGAAUCGAUAUAUUAAGCAAAGUGAACAUGAAUAAUCAUGUAAUCAAUGAUCCGCUGGCUGUGAUUUAUAAUGAAGGACAGUGGCGAAUUAAUAGGGUGUCGCCAAUGCAUGACUUACAAUACAGUGAAAUUAAACUCAAACAAUAUGCUUCGAAGAUACGUCAAGCACUGGUCAGUACUAUUAAUAGCAGCUCAAAUUUGAAGUAUUGUGUACUCAUAGAAAAUUUGCCUUUAUUGAAAUACUCGGAAGAAGACUCAAAUGGCUUGAUGAUUACAGUUACAUCAAGUUCACAAGAAAACAGUAAUGUUAAGAGUAAAAUUGUUUACGCAGCAAUUUUCCUGUCUUGGGGUGUCAGUAUUACAGUAGACAAUGGUACACACCUUCCUUACAUGCUUGAGCGUGGGGAGCAAAAAGUGGGAACGGCUGUUAAAAACUCACUACAAACUAUAUUUGACUGUAACAUAAAACAGUAUAAUUUUACACAGCAUCAGCUGCUAGAGUUUGGUUUCAAUUUUGUUGAGAAUGACACAUCACGAAGUACAGAUCCCUUUGUUUUAAGUUAUAAAACACCACAAGUAAAUUUUAAAGACAAACUUACACUAUCAUUUGAAGUUGGCGAUGUACAUACUAUAUGGAAUGGUGUAAAAGAUGAAGUAAACAGAGAAUCAGAAUCAGUAAAAUUGACAUACCAAAUCUUACAAAAUCAAAUAUAUCAUAUGAUCACUCUAGAUAUAACUGUGUUUGAUCUCUGUGAAGUUUUAUUGCCAAAAGCAGAAGUAAAAAGCAAUGGUGUUGUGAAAAUGAAGACUCCGGAAAUUGUUAAUUCUGUCUUUACUGUCCUAAAUGAUAUCUCUUCAUCUUUACAAGCAGACCUUAAUGUAUAGUUGUUUUCAUAUAAUAAUCCAUAUAAAUAAAAAUGAAUGUUGCUAA
Molecule: messenger RNA, 1015 nt
Organism: Melitaea cinxia (Glanville fritillary)
Lineage: Eukaryota; Metazoa; Arthropoda; Insecta; Lepidoptera; Nymphalidae
Exons: 5
Source: RefSeq, a predicted model, not a curated record